UCCAACCAACCCACCAUGAUUACUGAAACAACUAAACCAGAUCCUGCUGCAUUGUUGCCCGAUGAAGAUGAUCAGAAGCAAAAACAUAGCGAGAUCAGAGAGAUGAUCUCUGCACUCACUCGUCGCUUUGCCGAUCUUCAAUAUGUUAACAAACCUGGAGCCGGAGGUACAACAAGCCACCACCAUGAUCAGGAUGAUGAGGAUGAUCAUGGUGUGAGAAUCAUCACGCUCGCUGGAAGCAAUUAUGGAGCCACAAUUCGAAGCGAGUUGGAGGAUAUCAAAGCCAGCAACAGCAGCCCUCAAUUAGGUGUGUCACUUGGAGGAGGGGGAGAUGAUCAGGAGCAUGAAGAAUCACUGAGUACCUACGUGAAUAGCAAUUUCCAAGCCAUCAACAAUUCAAUCAUAAUGGGUGGUGGCUACUCCAGCAACGAUCCUGGUGUUCAUGUGGACGUCUCCGAAUACAUGGAACAUCAAGCCCACCGCAAGCAAGAAAAGAAGGUCGACGGCAAGAGGAAAGACAAGGAAACCUACAAAAGCGACCAACAUUCCCAGUAUGCUGAUUAG
This is a messenger RNA of Ilex paraguariensis (yerba mate), 564 nucleotides long. The record is from the annotation of a GenBank genome assembly. NCBI's taxonomy places the organism in Eukaryota, Viridiplantae, Streptophyta, Magnoliopsida, Aquifoliales, Aquifoliaceae.